Hypanus sabinus (Atlantic stingray) is the source of this 3763-nucleotide messenger RNA. RefSeq lists its product as uncharacterized. The record is from RefSeq and is a predicted model, not a curated record. The coding region runs from base 825 to 2828 and encodes 667 amino acids. NCBI's taxonomy places the organism in Eukaryota, Metazoa, Chordata, Chondrichthyes, Myliobatiformes, Dasyatidae. The transcript is spliced from 5 exons.
AAGCACAAAUCUUUAGAAAGCGCUGCGUGCCCCUUUCAUAUCAGCAAUUAAACGGGAGGGGGAAGCGUCCGUGAUCGACAGUCGUAACUGCUUAUUAAAGUCAACUUCAGCAAAACUUGUCGCUAUUUACAGGCUCAAGUUAGCACGAUUAAUUUCCCGAGGAACCAAACACGAAAAUCGAAGAUUUUUUUUAUUUAUUUCACUAUUUUAAUCGUGAUCGUAAAAUAAAUAGGGAAAUAGCACGGGAUAUAACUUUUAAAUCAGCAAAGUGAAUCAAAACUAAUUUCUAUUCCAUCAUAGCUCAAUCUUAUUCAAAAAUAAAAACUCUGGAGGGAUACCUCCCUCCUUUCACUGCUAGUGGGAUCAAUCUCAUUGUGGCUACUCCUUUUUUGGUACCCUGCUUGGGUGCCUAUUCUAUCAGAGCACAAAGGAUACCCUGAUUUAAAUCUACAAAUUCAGUAUGCCGAGAAUCAAGUAUGAACGUUUUCAAUCACCUGAGUAAUGAGUUAGGUGCCUGUCUGGUGGAUGGUGUGCGUCUCAGCUAGCUGUGAAGAGGAACAAAAGAGUUGACCUCAGAUUUACAGAACAUAGGAAAAGGAAGCUGAGCCAGCCCUGUACUGGAAUAAUCUAGGCCAGUGGCAGAAGAUUUCAACAGAAGUUUUCACCAUAUGUUAAUGUGAAGAGUGAACAGUAAAUGGUUAAUCUUACUGCGAUCUGGUUUGCAUUGGCUGUGGUUUAUCCGGACGUUAAAUUCGGCGUUCGUUACACCCGAAGGAGAACGUUACAGUGAAAAAGCGGCAUUAUCAGGUGUUUCAAGUGCUGCAAUGUCAGCUCAAUCCAGCAUCAAGUCGACGCCGCCCAGCGACAAGGGCAGUAAACCGACAUCAAGUAAGUCCACCCGGGCAAGAGCCAAGGCAGAAGCCGCCAAGGUGCGACUGCGUUACGCCAGACAAGAAGCAGUUUUGAAAAUGAAACUGGCCACCAGAGAAGUCGAAAUCCAGAAAGAAAGGGCCGCCAGAGAAGCCGAAAGGGCCGCCAGACAGAGAGAAGAGGCUGCCAGAGAAGCCGUAAUCCAGAAAGAAAGGGCCGCCAGAGAAGCCGAAGAGGCUGCCAGACAAAGAGAAGAGGCCGCCAGAGAAGCCGAAACCCAGUUGGAAAUGGCAAAAAUAUCAACAGAGUUGCAAGUGCUGCAGCUAGUAAGAGAAGGAGAAGCUGCCAUGGCGGAAGCAGAGUACACAGAAGAAGCUGAAGGGUCGCGUGAUCUGACCGAAGCAAGAUCUACUUUAGAAAGGACCAGACCGGAACGCACAAGCGACUAUGUACAAUCUCAAACAGACUGGCAGGCUCGUCUCCCCUCUCCAUACGUAUUCGAUAACUUCCCCAGCUACGAGGAACCUCAGAGAGUCACGAUUGCAUCACAUCCAUACGAGGAAGGAAAUUUACCCUCACGGCUCCGUGAUGAAGUCAAGAAUGAAAGAACUGACAACGCUCCUUCACCCCCACAACAGGACGGUGGGGAGGGAGAGGUUCACUCCAGGACAACAAUUGUCAGCCCGAACUGUACAGAAGUUUGCGGUCAAACUCAGUCAAGCCGUUCUUGUUCCGAGAUCUGCCUCACUGAGGUGUACCCUAAAGGAGCCAAAGACAAGGCCAUCAAAGCCUAUGUGAUUCUGGACGAUCAGAGCAAUCGUUCACUAGUCAGUCCAGAGUUCUUUAAAUUGUUCAACAUUGAGAGUGAGCGGUUCCCAUACUACCUCAAAACUUGCUCAGGCAACAUGGAAACCCAAGGAAGGAAGGCAGAAGGCAUCCAGAUUGAGUCCCUGGAUGGUAAAGUCGUCAUCUGUCUCCCUCCGCUCUUAGAGUGUAAUGAAAUCAUGAAUAACCGCGCUGAGAUCCCGACACCAAGUGCGGUGCUACACCAGCCGCAUCUCCACCACAUCGCCAAACACAUCCCAGAACUGGAUCCGAAAGCGGAAAUACUCCUGCUAUUAGGAAGAGAUGUUAUCCGGGUGCACAAGGUUAGGCAGCAGGUCAAUGGACCACACGACGCCCCCUUUGCACAACGCUUGGAUCUAGGCUGGGUGGUGAUAGGAAGGGUGUGCCCUGAAGACGUACACAAACCGAUGGUUAACACACUCAAGACCAAUGUGCUAGAGAGUGGCCGCAAUUCAACCUUUCAACCCUGCCCGAGUGUCCCGUGCAUCAAGGAAGCACAACAAGGCGUUAACAAGCGCGAGGCAAGCGACGAGUCGCUGGGCCAGUCAGUCUUCGCUCAAACGAAGUAUGACAACAAACUUGCACAAUCAGCUCAAGAUACCAUUUCUUUAAAAACCAAAGACACCAAGGUCUUCAGAGAUGAAGCAAAUAAUGGGGUUGCCCCAUUGCCUAUCAGAGAACCAUGCCAGCGCUCACCAGAUAACAAGGAGCAGGCAGUCAAACAGUUCACGUCCUUACGGAAAACCCGGAAAAGGAAACCUGAGAUGCAGCAACACACCCGAUUGGCCCACGAGGUACUGUGCACCCUAAUGGCAGAGGUCACAGCCAUUAUAAACGCACAAUCAUUCCUACCUGUGUCUUCUGACCCAGAAAACCCCUUUAUACUUUCACCAUCAACGCUCCUUACGCAGAAAGCAGGAACACCUCCUCCACCAGGAGACUUUUCAGACAAGGAUUUGUACACAAAGCAAUGGAGACAAGUCCAGGCUCUGGCAAAUCAGUUCUGGCCUCGCUGGAGACAAAAAUAUCUACCUUUGUUGCAACAGAGACAAAAGUGGACAGAACCCCACAGGAAUCUGGCCAACGGCCAGAAUCACUGUUACAUUCCCUAGCGGGGAUGGACAUGUCAGGAAGAUCGAAUUGAAGACUACCGACCAAGGCGAUGUGAAAAUUUACCAAAGGCCAGUUACAGAAGUUAUUCUACUUCUACCCAAUGACUGAUUAAGAGACUAAGUUUGUACUCUGCUCAUUGUGACCUUACGAAGGUCAAGCGGGGAGUGUGCUGUCUUUACGACAGUUAUUUAGUUUAUAAUAUUUUCGCUUAGUAAUUCAUUCAAUAGUAUUUUCUAGUUAGAAUUAGAAGUGUUUAAAGUAUAUUCAUUGCAUGUAAAAUAUAUCGGCAUGCGAUGACGUCACAUCCGGUUUCGCCGCGUCUUGUGGGAAAACACCGGUUUGAAAUUAGCGCGAGGGUGGGGGCUUUCCACGAGGCUCACCUGAGCAGAAGUUAUCUUGCAGGCAUGAGAAAUCACAGUGAGAGCAACGCUGGUUCUUUUGAAGACCCUGACCUGGAGUUACACGCAGGCUUCGGUUCGUUGUGGGAAUGGGACCCAUUCUCGAGGUUCCACGACCGGCUGUUAUUCUAUAUGCCAAGGGUUUGGCCUGAGAGUUUCGAUCGUGUUUGGAAGCCUAAGAUCUUGGGGCUCUGGAUAUGGACGGAUCGAGGGUCAGUGUCACGGCAGGAGACUUGUGUGUCAUCGGGAAGGCCGGAAGAUCAUUUGCUGUGGGCCUGAAGACCCGAUCUUCAGACACAGAACUUGACAAAAGUGACAACAUGGACUUUUAACAUCGUAAACCAGCAGGUUGUUGUUAUGUCUCCCACUCGCUGUGAAAAUGGGGGACACCUCCCUCUCCCUUUCCAGGAAGAGAGAGAACCUGUGGUUUGUCGAAUGUCAGAUGAAAUGCAAAGCCUUUGGGGUAACUUUGGUCUGUGUCUUUGCUACUGCUUAGCACAUGCUUAGGCUCAGUGAUGGUACCAGUGCUUGCUUUU